Zootoca vivipara (common lizard) is the source of this 1047-nucleotide messenger RNA. It is a transcript of the gene ARL2, whose product is annotated as ARF like GTPase 2. Lineage: Eukaryota; Metazoa; Chordata; Lepidosauria; Squamata; Lacertidae. Gene Ontology annotation, molecular function: GTPase activity; GTP binding. The record is from RefSeq and is a predicted model, not a curated record.
GAAGACCCCUCUAAACUGCCCCGCAUAUGGAGGUUUUGAUAGAGCGGCGGUUGGAAGCCCGAGUUGUACAAAAGCCUCUUUUCUGUAUGUACUCUUUGGCACAAAAAGCCCCCGGCAUUCCUGCGGGGGCGGGGCGAGGCGAGGCAGCUUCUUCCGCCGGCGCGAGAAGGAGAUGGGGCUGCUCAGCAUCCUGAAGAAGAUGAAGCAGAAGGAGCGGGAGCUGCGGCUGCUGAUGCUGGGCCUGGACAAUGCCGGAAAGACUACGAUCCUGAAGAAGUUCAAUGGGGAUGAGAUCGACACCAUCUCGCCCACGCUGGGCUUCAACAUCAAGACCUUGGAGCACCGUGGGUUCAAGCUGAACAUCUGGGACGUUGGGGGCCAGAAAUCCCUGCGCUCCUACUGGCGGAACUAUUUUGAGAGCACCGAUGGGCUCAUCUGGGUGGUGGACAGCGCUGACCGCCAGCGCCUAGAUGACUGCAAGAGGGAACUCCAGAGCCUUCUGGUGGAGGAGCGCCUGGCAGGGGCCACCUUGCUCAUAUUUGCCAACAAGCAGGACCUGCCCGGCGCCCUGAGCUCCAGCGCCAUCCAGGAGGGUCUCGACCUCGACAGCAUCCACAGCCACCACUGGUGCAUUCAAGGCUGCAGUGCCUACACUGGGGAGAACCUGCUUGUGGGUAUCGAUUGGCUGCUGGACGAUAUCUCCAGCCGGAUAUUCACCGCGGACUGAGAGGAGGAAGGGGGAAACAGGCGCAAACACCUCCAGCUCACCUGCUUUGCGUGGCUUAAUAACUUGGAACUGUUUUCCCCUGCUGGGCGUUUUAAGGGCCUGUUUCUUUCCUGGGCGCAGCCCUCGGCGAGAAAGCUGCUCAGCUAUGUUGGUCAAGAGUGGGGCGCCCCACUCUUGCUUCUGUCCUAGGCCAUGAUCCAGGCCCCGCCUGCGGAAGGACAGUGAAGGUGUAUGUUUGGGGUAUCCCCAACACCCCAGUUCUCUGUACGGGAUCGUGUCAUAUUAAGAACAUGCCAAUAAAGCUGUUGUUGUGGCUCUCA